Messenger RNA from Cetraspora pellucida, 2682 nucleotides. The record is from the annotation of a GenBank genome assembly. Lineage: Eukaryota; Fungi; Glomeromycota; Glomeromycetes; Diversisporales; Gigasporaceae.
AUGGCAACGGUUGCCCAGUUAAAAUUUGAUAAUUCAUUUUGGUCUCCUAACGGUUAUGGAGUUGGAAUUAAGAUUUUAUAUGAUAAACUUGAACAAGGUCGUGUAGAAAAUGAAGAAAUCGUUGAUUUUUUAAGGGAAAGGAUUAGAAUAGAAGAAUUAUAUGGAAAACAAUUGUUUGAUUUAUCCAAGAUGGAAAGCUACGAAGAUGGGUUCUUACGUGAUGAUGGUGCUUCCCUACGACGUGCAUUUGAUAACGUUAAGAAUGAAUGUGAACAAUUAGGGCGAGCACAUUUACAACUUGCUAGUAGCAUGUACGAAAUGGUUCUUAUGCCUCUGAUUAAAUAUGGUGAUGAACAUAGCAAACGCCUUAAAGCAAGUCAGGAUGAGAUAUCAAGUUAUCUAAAAAUAUUUAAUAAAUUGGCUAAUGAUGUAGAAAGGUUGCGAAAGAAUUAUGAGUCAAAAUGUCAAUUUGCUGACGAAAUGGAGGAGAUAUCUAUUCGUGGGGUGGAGAAAGCAGAUUCAUUACCUGUCGUUAUUGGUGGUCUGGCUUUCUCCGAAAAUGAUCUAAGAAAUUAUCUUGCGCGAAUGCGUGAAGAAAUUCCUUCUCAACAAAUUAAAUUUCCCAUUCUGGGUGUCUAUAAUGAUGCAUAUAGUGGCAAAGAUAUUGCUAAAUGGUUGGAAAGCAAUUAUGCUGGUGCACGCAGAUGGAGAGAGAUUGAAAUUAUUGGCCAAGAACUAAUUGACCAAGGAUUCAUUAAACUCGUUGGUAUGAUUGGCAAUACAUUUUCUACAAGUCCUGGAAGUUAUUAUCAGUUCAAGAAAAAAUCUUAUGAUACCAAAGAAAAUGAUGAAACCUUCGCUCUUGGAUCAACUUUGAGUGGUAUUGUUUCAACUAUCACUCCGAGUCAACCUUCAGAAAAAAAUGCACGAAAAGACGCUGAUGAAUCGGAUGAUAUAUAUCGUCACACCGCUAGAAAAUUAGAUAGAACUCGUCUUUUUCUCGAAGAAACUAUGAUGGAUCAUAUGAACUGUUUGGAAAAAAGUGAACUUGAUCGUAUCAAAUGUUCAAAAGCAGCUUUCCUUAAUUAUGCUACCACUUUCGGCAGUGUCAUCUCUGCCACUCAACAUAUGUCUGAACGUCUACUAUUAUAUAACGAAGCAUUAAAGCCUGAGCAAGAUAUCCAAUUCAUGAUAGAACAAUAUCGCACCGGUCCAUUUAUUCCUCGUGUUAUACUAUACAGGAAUAAAUACAACGGAAGUGCUAACGAUCAAACUUUUGGAGUUCCUCUUGACAAGAAAACCAAAAAAGAUUUGAAACCUGUGCCACAAAUUGUGACAAAGAUUCUUAGUUGUAUUAAAAAAGGAACAUCUUGUUGGAAUGAAACUGACAAAAGACUUCUAUGGAUAACAAAUGUACCUUUGACCAAAACACAUUCUCUUCGUGAUGAAAUUAACGAUGGUGGAAAAAUUAACAUGAAAAAGUUGAGAGAGCAUGACCUGACGACCGUUGCAGGGGUAUUGAAAUUAUAUUUCAUGGAAUUGCCAGAGUGCCUACUUACUUUUGAACUAUACGAGCCUGUUAGGAUAUUGUAUUCUAUUAGUUCCGAUGAUCAAGACGAGAACACACGAAUAACAUCCGUCGCAAAUUUGCUAAUUACGUCUCUUCCUGAUGUAAAUUAUGCCACCUUGAAUACAUUCAUCUCACAUUUGCAUCGUCUAAUAAAAUCUACAAACGCAGAUGAUGAAUAUAUUACAGCUUUAUCCCAAACUCUAGGUAUAAUUUUAUUAAGACCACAGACUGAAACAUCUAUAUUUCUUCACGAUAAACAUCCUCAACGAUUGGUUAAGGACCUUAUAGUUCAUUAUGAAACAAUUUUCAAAAGUUCAAACAAUAAAUUUAUUAGACAUUCAGGAAGUCGUGAUUCAAUGCAGUCCUCGCGCUCCAGUAGAUCUAAUCAUACAAGAGAAAGUUCUGGUACAAUCACAGCUAAUGGAGUUAGGGAUGGCAUAUCUUCAGUACCCUCAAGUCGUAGGGAGAGCACAUCAACUGUUGUUCCAGCUAGAUCAAACGGAACGAAUUCUGUGAUCUCAAUUUUAGAAAAAUCGAUUCAAGAAGUUAACGAUAAAUUAAAUUCGUCUGUAAAAGAAAACAUAUCAAUGGAAAGCAUAUCUCAAGCUAUUCCUAACGAAUCUAUAAAUCGUAAUGAUGAGUCUCAUAUAACAUCUCAUACCAAUUUGGAAUCAGAAACAUCAAUGCAAUUGUCACGUGCAAAUUUAGCGAAGCUUAACAUGUCUAUGAACAAUGAUGCUCUUGCUUAUAGUUCCAAUAUUUCAGAAACUUCUGUAUCAGUAUCACCAAGUGUUAUGUCUAACCAUAGUCAAAACGGAUUAACUAAUAAGAAAAAUCCGGUAGCAUCUCGUCCUAGUGCUCGCUCGAGUUCCACAAAGGAGAGUGCCAACACAUCAGCUGAUGGGCUGUGCCGACGACCAGAAGUUCGGCGAAAUUCUCGCCUUUCACGUACAAAUUCUAUUAAAGCAAGAAUUCGCAAUAGCGAUCCAGGGUCAUCCAAUGAAAAUAGAUCUGGAGAAGAAAGGUUAUCAGAUUCAGAAGAUUCACCUAAACAAAGAUUUCCCACUGACGAUGAUAUGCACCAAAUUCCUAUCGGUUCAAACGGUAGUUAA